Molecule: messenger RNA, 423 nt
Organism: Lactuca saligna
Lineage: Eukaryota; Viridiplantae; Streptophyta; Magnoliopsida; Asterales; Asteraceae
Source: the annotation of a GenBank genome assembly
AUGGCUCCUGCCUCUAAGCUUUCUGUCUUCUCCUCAACUUGCCUCUUCUUCAAAUCUAUUUUCCGAGUCGGUCGGAAUAGGCUCCGUCUGCCGCAGCUUGAGCCCUCGUUCUUUCUCGCUGCUUUUCUCUUGGCCAGCACCUCUGACAACUAUGAGAGCAUGUCGUCGGAUGUGGAGGGUGGUGGUAGCGGAUUGUGUCAAGACUAUUAUGUCUCCUCUAGGGCAACUUAUUACGGUAGUCCGGAUUGCUUAGGGACUCCAACUGGUGCUUGUGGGUAUAAAGCUUAUGGAAGCACCAUCAAUGGUGGUGAGGUGAGUGGCGUCUCUAGGCUCUUCAAGAAUGGCACUGGUUGUGGAGCAUGCUAUCAGGUUCGUUGCAAGUCUCCAAAGCAUUGCAGUGAAAACGGGGUGAAGUGGUGGUGA